Molecule: messenger RNA, 2038 nt
Organism: Phragmites australis (common reed)
Lineage: Eukaryota; Viridiplantae; Streptophyta; Magnoliopsida; Poales; Poaceae
Exons: 6
Coding region: 122-1714 (530 amino acids)
Source: RefSeq, a predicted model, not a curated record
AUUCGUCAUUUCGCCUCCAUUUCUAGCUCCCAGUCUCCCACUCCUCCCCCUCGCUCUCUAAACUUCUCUUGCACGGGAACACGUACAAACGAAGCCGAUCGAUCGGCGCUGCGGCGGCGAGAUGUCGGCGGCGGCGACGAUGACGUGGCACGAGGAGUUGGCCACGCUAGCGGGAGAAACUGGCGUGCCCCUCCCCGGCGCGGGUGUGGCCGCGCCGGCGGCGAAAGUUGCGGCGGUGGGGGCCGGGUGGCUCGGGGAAGAGGAGGGGAGGGAGGAGGAGGGAUGGGCGCAACAGGUUAGGGGGUUCGCGGAGUCGACGGCGGAGAUGCUGCUGGUGCUGGGCCGGGGGCUGUGGGACAUCGCCGCGCAGAGCCUCGCCAGCGCCGAGGACAGCGAGCUCGCUCGGCGCCUACGGCGGCGGGCGGCGGCGGCGGGGAAGCGCCUCAGCUUCAUGAACGAGUACCUCCCCGAGGAGCGCGACCCCGUGAGGUGCUGGCUCGUCGUCGCCGCAGUCGCAUUCGUCACGCUCCUAGUUUUAGGCACAGGGAGUGGCGAUGAAACUCCAGUAGAGCGCCCGAAGAAACUUUACAUUAGUCCCCCAAAUGCUAACAGAAUCCAACUUCCUGAUGGACGGCAUCUAGCUUAUGAAGAACAAGGAGUGUCAUCUGACAGGGCAAGAUUUUCACUGAUUGCUCCUCAUUCUUUUCUUUCAUCAAGGUUGGCAGGAAUCCCUGGAAUCAAUGCAUCCCUUCUUGAGGAAUUUGGGGCGCGACUCGUGACCUAUGAUCUUCCUGGUUUUGGUGAAAGUGAUCCUCACCCAGGCCGAGAUCUCAAUUCUUCUGCUCUGGACAUGCUCCAUCUGGCUAAUGCUCUUGGUAUUUCGGAUAAGUUCUGGGUUGUGGGCUAUUCUGGAGGUGGGAUGCAUGCUUGGAGUGCUCUUCGUUACAUUCCUGACCGAGUAGCUGGUGUAGCAAUGUUCGCACCUAUGACAAAUCCAUACGACUCCAGGAUGAGCAAGGAUGAGAGGCGUAAAACAUGGGAUAGCUGGUCAACUAAACGGAAACUAAUGCACAUUUUAGCUCGGAGGUUUCCAUCACUACUACCCCUCUUUUAUCACCGAAGCUUCCUUUCUGGAAAGCAAGGACAGCCCGAGAGUUGGUUGUCACUGUCAUUGGGGAAGAAGGACAAAACUUUACUGGAAGGUCCUGUGUUCAAGGCAUUCUGGGAAAGGGAUGUUGCAGAGUCUGUGCGCCAGGGAGAUGCACGGCCAUUUGUAGAGGAAGCUGUGCUGCAAGUAUCUGACUGGGGUUUCAGCUUGUCUGACAUUCAAAUGCAGAAGAAAGAGGAUCAGGGCUUUUUUGAGUUGAUCAAGUCUCUAUUCAAUCAGGUUGAACGAGAGUGGGUGGGAUUUCUGGGCCCAAUACAUAUAUGGCAGGGAAUGGAUGAUCGAGUGGUCUCGCCAUCCGUGGCCGAAUUCGUCCGGCGGGUGGUUCCAGGAGCCACAGUGCACAAGCUUCUCGACGAAGGCCACUUCUCGUACUUCUGCUUUUGUGACGAAUGCCACCGGCAGAUAUUCUCCACCCUCUUCGGCAUCCCCCAGGGACCUAUCAACCCCGUACCAGAAUCCAGUGAAGUGGCCUCAGAGCUCGCCGAAGAAACAACACUACCAGACAAUGUUACAGAGCAGGAACAAGAAAAACCAAGCUUGGCCUGAUCACGCUCAGCUUCAGGAUCAGCAGUAUAGAUACGAGACAUUACUACUACAUAACACAAUACCUCACAGGAAGACGGGCUUUUCUUCGCUGAUCAUGGGACGAUACCUACAGCAGGUGGCCUGAGCUGCUCCUUUUGCGCAAGAAGUAGGCAAAGCUCUGGAUAGUAGGAGGCUGCACUUGCACUGGAUGUGCCGGUUCACUUUGAUGUACAGCUCGUCAAAAUUGGGCCCAACACCUACUCGGUGCGCAUUUAGUAUAGCCCAGUAUUCACAUUUGAUUAACCUUUGAUAAUGUGACGCCGUCUAUAGACUUCUUUUUGCUCA